GCCUCGAUACCGCGUGCUCCACAUGAUGCGGUCAUCGUCAUCACCGCCUCCGCCGGCGAGUCGACGGGGGCGAGCCAGGAAAGCCCCGGCGUUUCACGUCUCCGUGUUCAAGCACAUGGAGCUGCCGUGUGGGAGGGACUGGGCCGAGCUGCCCGCGGACGCGAUCUCGUGCAUCCUCCACAGGCUGGACCAGACGGAGCUCCUCAUCGGCGGCGUGGCCGCGGUGUGCCGCUCCUGGCGCCGCGCCGCGCGAGAGGAGCCAGAGCUGUGGCGACGCAUUGACCUGCGUGAUUUUCAUCAUAUUCCACCCUUCAACUGGCCAGUCGGCCUCAGGAGUAUCAUGCGGGCUGCCCUGCGGCUCAGCGCGGGGCAGUGCCAUACCUUCUUCGGCGAGCACCUCCACGAUGACCACUUCGUCCUCCUCGCUGAGCAGGCCCCCUUACUGAAGAGCCUUCAUCUCAUUAACUGCUACUGUAUCUCCGACGAAGGGUUUGCAAACACAAUCAAAAAGCUUUCUCUGCUUGAGGAGCUUGAGCUUUCAUGGUGCUUAAAUCGCACACAAGUUCUCGAACUUGUGGCGGGAGCGUGCCCAGGCCUGAAGCACUUUAGACUUGUCAACCACUGGAAUUUUGAACCUAAGGAUGACCGGAAAGCUCGUGCAAUUGCUAGAAUGUGUGGGUUGCGUUCCUUGCAUAUUGUCAAUGAUAAACUCGACAACGAAGGCUUGGCAACCAUCCUCGACAGCUGCCAUCAUCUAGAGUAUCUUAACAUGCGCGAUUACUGGAAUAUCAAGAUGGAUGAAAACCUAGGUGCGAAGUUAGCCAGGAUCAACGUGGAUGACUAUGAGUACCUUCUGCCAUCCGAUCCUGAUAGCUGUUGCAGUUCUCCGUUUUCUUCGUACGAUGAUUAUGGCGAUCUAUCUCUUUCUUACUACCUUGGUGAUGAUAUCGAUGACAUGGAUGAAGAGCACGGAAGAACUAUUGACAUCAAGAGCAUGUGUAGGUACUUGAGCUAAUGUGAUGGGGUAGAUUGGGAUGUUUU
This is a messenger RNA of Lolium perenne, 1041 nucleotides long. Its product is annotated as putative F-box/LRR-repeat protein 22. Gene Ontology annotation, molecular function: protein binding. The record is from RefSeq and is a predicted model, not a curated record. Lineage: Eukaryota; Viridiplantae; Streptophyta; Magnoliopsida; Poales; Poaceae.